Messenger RNA from Perca fluviatilis (European perch), 2618 nucleotides. RefSeq lists its product as uncharacterized. The record is from RefSeq and is a predicted model, not a curated record. The coding region runs from base 9 to 1316 and encodes 435 amino acids. The transcript is spliced from 4 exons. Gene Ontology annotation, molecular function: DNA binding. NCBI's taxonomy places the organism in Eukaryota, Metazoa, Chordata, Actinopteri, Perciformes, Percidae.
GUAGUAUUAUGGACGGCGACAUUGAAAAUGAACAAAACGGAGAUCCCAGAGAUUCGGCAGACAAGCAGCAAGACAUUCCCAAUCAUCCUUGGCCUUAUCUCAGAGAGAUGUUUGACAUAGUAGGCAUGAAAAAUGACUCCUGGCGAAUGUGCUGCAAAUUGUGCCAACCAAAACACCAUGAACUGCUGGCUUUCAAGAAUUCACCAUCGAAUUUGAAAAAGCACAUAGAGAGAAAGCAUGUCAAUCAUAUGGAGAGAUACAGAAACCUCACUUCAGUUGUUCAGAAAAGAAAGUCAACCCCGAAUGCAGACCCAUCACCCAAACAACCAAAGUUAUGGGAAGCCAAGAGAGUGUCACAGGUCAGUGUGGAUAAAGGAAUCAUUGACUUCGUCAUUCAAGGUCUACACACACUCAGUGUAGUUGAGCAGCAGGGAUUUAGAGAUCUUCUGCUUCUCCUCCAGCCCAAUCUAGCAGUGAUGUCUCGUGGCACACUUAAAAACAAAGUGGAGAAAGCAACACAAGAAAUGAAAAAUAAUCUGAAAUUGGCCUUGAAGAAAGUUGAGGUUAUUGCAACCACCACAGAUUGCUGGACCGCACACAGACGGGGGUUUAUAGGUGUCACUGUGCAUUGGAUAGAUAGUGCAACUCUGCAGAGGUGCUGUGCUGCCCUAGCAUGCAAACAGCUAAAAGGGUCACAUACCUUUUCUGCCCUUGCUAGUGCUCUCAACGAUAUACAUGUGGAGUACAACAUCCUCGAUAAAAUUGUUUGCACAACAACUGACAAUGGUUCAAAUUUUAUAAAGGCCUUUAGAGUCUUUGGUGAGCUGGAUGAAAAUAACAAUCCAGAUACUGCACUUCAGGGUGCAAGGGCAAGUACGGGAGAAGGAGAGAGUGAUGAAGAAGAAGAGGGGGGAGAUAUCACAGGUGUUGAGUUUGUUGAAGCCGAGAAAAUAUUGGAUGAAGAUAAUGGCUUGGAAUACCAGCUGCCAAAGCACCAACGUUGUGCAUGCCACCUUCUCAACUUGAUCUCCACUGCUGAUGCCUUGAAAGCAAAUGGAAAUCCAGUGUACAAGCGGCUGUCUCGUUCAGCAUUCUCCAAGUGUUCAAGUCUGUGGAGCAAAAGCUCAAGAUCUACCACAGCUGCUGAAAUCAUAGAGGAUAACUGCAAACUUCAGCUCCUGAGGCCCAAUGAGACACGGUGGAACUCCCUCUUCUUUGCCGUGGAGAGGAUUGUGAGAAUCCUAAAGGAACAAGGAGAAGGAGCAAUUACAGCUGUCUGCAGCGCGCUAAAGAUUCCUAUGUUCACUCCUGUUUAGCCUGCUUUUUUGGCAGAGUAUACCAAGACCAUGAGCCCAUUUGUAAAAGCGCUUGAUGUUCUCCAGGGAGAGGCCAAUGUGCAGAUGGGAUGGUUGGUACCUACAAUAACACUACUCCAGGCGAAGCUCCAGCACCUCUGCAUUUCCUCCAAGUCCUGUAGGCCUUUGAUUGAAGCACUUCUAGCAGGCCUUGAAAAACGUUUUGGACAGAUGCUCACAGAUCCAGAGCUAAUUGCCGCUGCCAUUCUCGUCCCCAAAUUCAAGACCUGCUGGACAAGUGAUGAAUGUGUCCUUAAACUGGGCCUUGACUACAUCAAAAGUCACCUGAAGGAACAAGUUGUGGUGAAUGAAGGAGGUGAUAUCUACCAUUCUUCGGAGGAGGAGGACUUUUUUUCAGCAAUCAAGCAGUCCAGUUCCCAAGAAAAUACCAAACAGCUGGAGACCUACCUGGGGUGCCCAGGUGAUACAACGGAUGUACUGAAGUCUUUCCCGGCAGUAUGCCGCCUGUCAUUGAGGCUUAACACGGCACUACCUGCCUCCGCUGCCUGCGAGAGACUGUUCAGCACUGCAGGGCUGAUUUUUACACCAAAAAGGGCACGUGUUGAUUCCAAGAACUUUGAAAAUCAGCUUCUUUUGAAGCUAAACAAAGGUUUUUGGUAGUAUUGGAUUCUCUCUCUGUAUCAUGCGAACACACAUUCACACUGAUAUUCAUGUGUAAAUACACACACACACACACACACACACACACACACACACACACACACACACACACACACACACACACACACACACACACACACACACACACACACAGUACAUUGAUGCUAAAAAGGUUCUGGUUGUUAUGUUAAUUAUGCCUUGGAAGUUAUUACACAGGUUUUGAAGGGUCUUAGGGUUUCACCCAACAUCAAGCACACACAGACUUUGAGGUAUACAUGUGAUCACUUGCGGUCUCUCUCUCCCUGUCCCUGAGAUUUGCCUUAAUCGCUGAGCUCCUGCUCUCCAUGGGAAAGCCUUUUUGCUCAAGACUUUUCACCAGUGUGACUUUAUGUGAUUUUAUAAAGAAAAGUGUAUCAUAUUUGUGUGUAAAUAUACUGUAUCUAAAAACAAGUUUUUUCACUCACUCGCUGUCCUACACACAAUAAUGUUAUGACACGUUAAGCAUUACAGAUGGUGUGUAUAUCUGUUCUGUACACAAUUAUGUUAUAACACGUUACACUAUACAGAAGGUCUGUAUACCCUAGUUGCUCCCAAGUUCUUUAAGGGAUUCAGGAAAAAUCCAUGCACAUCUACAGAUUUGAA